This is a messenger RNA of Phytophthora nicotianae INRA-310, 804 nucleotides long. RefSeq lists its product as hypothetical. The transcript has 4 exons. The record is from RefSeq and is a predicted model, not a curated record. Bases 1 to 804 code for a protein of 267 amino acids. NCBI's taxonomy places the organism in Eukaryota, Oomycota, Peronosporomycetes, Peronosporales, Peronosporaceae.
AUGUUACGUAUUUAUGAUUUGUUAAAUGGAGUUGCUGGCAAGGCGACACAAAUCCGCAGACAAUCGAAAAGCAUUGCAGCCGUCACCAACUCAAGUCUCACAAUUGAGUCAAAUACGCAGGUGCUUCGAACGGCACGUGCGCGUAGUCGAUCAGCAGUGCCCGAGAUGGCACGCAGUGUAUCCGUCCCUGGUCGGCGGGCUCCGGAGCACGCAGAUACAGACUAUGUCACAGAGUUGCCUUGUCACGGCGACCUGCUGGCCCGAACAGCCUGGUGUGGCGUCAAGCCUUCAAAACACUCAUUCGAGCCUCGAAUUUCGAAAUCCCGGGAACACGUAUCCAUACGAGGGAUCCAUGGCAAGUUGCCAAUGGAACAGCAAGUUGCUGUCAGCAACCAAGCUGCGGUACUGCAGCGACUCGAUCGAGCGUUGGGAAAGCAAAUCUGUGCGCAGUUCGUGGCGAGCUCCCAGCAACCCGGGCGAACGCUGCAAGUUGUGCAGACGCUGAGUCCGCGCCGGCGUCACCCAAGCGUUCGAUUUGGACGAUCCAAAAGCUCGAAGCCGGCGCUGGUAGCGACUUCGCAGACCCAAUUCACACGACCCUUCUACUUGUAUUUACAUGUAGCAGGAGCCGGUUAUGCGAACAAAACGUUGAUGUCGCGUGGCCUUCGCGGAGGCUUCAUGUCGUGUCUGCAUAUCCAGCUGGUCAAGGUGAUCCAAGCGUUCAACCUUCAGCGACGUCGCAAAUUUUUCACUGGAGGAAGUGCGACACAGCAGGCUUGCCGGGUGCUGUACAUGUACAUGUAA